AUGAGAGUGGAACAGCGAUUUGUUACCCUAGAAAAUUACAUCUCCUUACUCCAAAAUCAAGAUGAACAAGAUCAAAUCACCAUUAAACACUUGAAUCAGAUUCUUGAGAUGCAUGGAUUUUAUAAAAUUUAUAAACAACAAAAGGUUUUAGUGGAUGCUGUAAACAGCAUAGAAGUGCUAUUGAAUCCAUUUCGUUCAACAAUCAGUGAAAAGAUAUCACCAGCUUCACUUACAAAAGAAGAAAUUGUGAAUGCUCUCUCAAUUUUAGAUUGGAAAGAUUGUGCAGUACAACGUAUUGAAAGCGUAGUAGUAAAUACUACUUCAGCUUCGGAGUGUUUGGCUAAAUCCCCCAGUGAAAAUCAUGGUAUGGAUAAGAGCUUUACACCAGAGGUAAAGAAAAAGAGAAGUUACACAAAGAAGAAGGAUAAGAAGGAAAAGGGUCAGUCGGAAUCAGGGUUUUCAACACCAGAGAAAGAACACGAGAGAAGAUAUAGAAAGAAGGAGAACAAGGAGAAGGGUUCGUUGGAAUCAUGGUUCGCAGCAUCAUGGGGUUCUAAGAAGACUAGGUACAACUCUAAUGAACCACCUACCGAUUUUAGUUCUAUUCCGCUUCUUGAAUCCCUUGUGGCUAAGGAUCCAGUGAACUUUGAGGAUUGA
Messenger RNA from Papaver somniferum (opium poppy), 657 nucleotides. RefSeq lists its product as uncharacterized. The transcript is spliced from 4 exons. The record is from RefSeq and is a predicted model, not a curated record. Bases 1 to 657 code for a protein of 218 amino acids. Lineage: Eukaryota; Viridiplantae; Streptophyta; Magnoliopsida; Ranunculales; Papaveraceae.